AAGUGUUGAACUUAUAUGUACCUACCUAGGCAUCGUGCUACGAAAUAUUGACCCGACCCUAUUUUCUUAUGGUACUGACUUAGGUAAAGAGCCUCUAUCCAUAGUAUAUUUGUCAUGAUGUCAUACUUCAUCAUGCCAAUAUGGCAACACAUGCCAUCACAGUUAUGCUGGUGACGCCUUUGAGCUUUCUACACCACAUUAAAUUGACUACAAAAGCUUGCCAGUUUAUACUUGUCUACGCAAAAUAAAGUUCCUACACUAUUAAUUAUUCAACAGUAACAAAUCAUUGGCUUCACGUUCACGAUGGUCGCUAUCCGUAUUAGUCACACCUUAAACGCCUUGCGGGCCGCUCGCGUCCGCGGUCCACAAGCUUAUCGCGGCAUAACCACUACUUCCCGUGCCAACGCACAGGGUUACGGUGAUGGCGAGGGAGACCCCAAAGGAGGAGAUCCUCAGGCCCAGCCAGCAUCAAGCAACGCGCAACAGUCAGCCGAGCACCCUGGCCCAGCCCCACCCGACGUGGGAAAGGGAACUGGGGGAGGACCAACCAAGGCCGGGCUCUCGAAGAGCAUGAACAAGGCAGCGGACAAAGAAUCCGGCAUCAAGUCUGCCGAGUCAGCCAGCGCGCAGUCCGGCGGCUCGCGAUCCAAGGAGGCGACGGAGACGGGGAGCAGUCCCACUGGCGGGAGCAUCGCGAACGCGGCAAGCCAGAAAGGAGGUGAGGCGCUCAAAGGUCCUCAGGGCAAGGGCACACCCAGCCCCAAGCUCCACGGCCAGGGCAUGCCCAGCGGGAAUGUCAAAUCGGGCUUGAGUGACGAGCAGAAACAGGAAGUCGAAAGGCAUAACGCCGACUUCGAGAAGCGACACGACCGCGCAGCGCCUGCAGCGGAUGACAAGGUCGAUCCAAAAUUCUGGAAGGGAUCGUGAGUAAUGCGUUGUUGCAAUGCUGCGUUGCUGCUUUGUCACUUGGUGUU
Messenger RNA from Hypoxylon fragiforme, 974 nucleotides. RefSeq lists its product as uncharacterized. The record is from RefSeq and is a predicted model, not a curated record. NCBI's taxonomy places the organism in Eukaryota, Fungi, Ascomycota, Sordariomycetes, Xylariales, Hypoxylaceae. Bases 304 to 927 code for a protein of 207 amino acids. The transcript has a single exon.